AUGCCCACAUUAACCCACCCACCUACCCACCUCCCCUCUUCCCUUCUUCUCUUCUGCCGCGCCGCGCCGCCCCACGGGUUUUGCAUAGACGGACAACGGGGGGGGGGGGGGAAGGUUCACGUGUACUUGACACCCCCAACCCAUAACAUGUCAUGCGGAUAA
Bipolaris oryzae ATCC 44560 is the source of this 162-nucleotide messenger RNA. RefSeq lists its product as uncharacterized. The record is from RefSeq and is a predicted model, not a curated record. Bases 1 to 162 code for a protein of 53 amino acids. NCBI's taxonomy places the organism in Eukaryota, Fungi, Ascomycota, Dothideomycetes, Pleosporales, Pleosporaceae. The transcript has a single exon.